Molecule: messenger RNA, 1645 nt
Organism: Hydra vulgaris (swiftwater hydra)
Lineage: Eukaryota; Metazoa; Cnidaria; Hydrozoa; Anthoathecata; Hydridae
Source: RefSeq, a predicted model, not a curated record
UUUUUCUUAAUUCAAAAACAUUCAAUAUAUGUGAUAUUUAUAAGCAUAUUAAUAUUAUAGUCAGAAAAACAUUUAAAACGGUACAUCACGUUGUUAUAUACUUUGCAUAUGUCCUUCACCCAAUAGUUCGUUAAUAUUGGUUACGAUGAGUAAUAAUUUAAACAUGGAACAUGAAGCUAUUAUAGAGCAGUUCAGAAAAGAAUAUAAGGAGUUGUUGUGUAUAACAAAUCAAACGCUGUUAAAAAACAAAUCACUUUUUCUUGUGGUCAAAAUUUACAUGUUUGUUUACGACUCGGAGAUUAUUUUAAAGUAUCAUGAAAGUUUAAAAAAAGAAUUAUUUUUAAUGACUAGUAAACUAGAUAAAGUUAUCAAUGACUAUGAAAAUAAAUUAAAAGAACUUUUUAAAGAUGAUAUAACAAUUAACUUUGGUGCAUUAAAUAUUGAAAGCAUAAGUUUUUCACAUAAAAUGAGAGGAGUACAAAGCGGAGAACUAGCUACAGUUACAUUUUCUAACUCUAAUAAUGUUAAAUCAUCAACAAAUUUUUUUAUUAAAACACACCAAAAUGGAGCUGUAACUGCUCCGUCUGCAGCAUCAAAGCCUGUUGACAUAAAGGAGCUGUUUGUGUACAAAGCUUUAGAAAACCUAAAAAUUGGUCCCAAAGUAAGAUUCUUCUUUGAUGAUCGAGAUGCUACGAAAGAGUUUUUCAUUUCAACACAAGAAGCUGGUUCAACUAUUUUAAAACCGAAUGAUGUGGAAAAACCAAAUAAUUUUCCUUUUAAACUUGCUAAUCACUACAAAGUAAGUAUAGCUAUUACUGAUGACAUAAAAAAAGAAUUUGAUAGCUACGAGCCUAACUUGUUUGAAAGUCUCAAACGAGAACUAACAUUGGUAGAUAUGGUUAGUCGAAUAUUUAAUUUGGGUGAUUGCUCUAUAAACUCUUCUAACUUUGGUUUUAUUGAACAAGAAAAUGAUUUAUCCGCUUGCAUUUUUGAUUUUCGAACAAGCUUUAAUGUUUAUGAAAACAAUAAAAUUUUUAAAUACUUUGAACAUGGAAACAAGCAAUUUUGCUAUACUCGGAACAGUUUGUUAUGGGCAUUAAUUGCCGCUGAAUCUAGAAAUGAAAAAAUUGCUCGAGCUUUUUUGGUUUUUAAAAGAUUAAAUCCAUCCACAUUUUAUUCAACUAUUGACCAAUCAAUGCAAGAGAUUGUCAUGUAUAUAAAUAGUAGUAACAGUAACCAACUAAAAGAACAUUUAAAAAAUAUGUACUCCAAUCUUGAAGAGUAUUCAGAAUGUACAAAGAUAAACUUUAGAAUUUUUUUAAAUAAACUUAAAAAACAUAGUAAUUGUAUAUAAACUACAUAAUUAAUCUACUCUUAUUGCUAAGCUAUAGAGUCAUCACACUGUCUGUCAAGAAUAAGGUAAAUGCAGUGAGUUUCACAUUAACAAUUUGUUUCAGUUAAUUAUUGCAUUACUAAUUACUAAAAAAGGCUGUGGUUACUUUAUAGCUUAAAAGUAAUGUUCAAAAUCUUAUAUAUUCUUAAAUACCUACUUUUCUGAUUUCAAGAAAUAUUUAAUUCUUGCGUUGUUUCAGUGUUAUCAAUUUACUUAUUAAUAUUAUUUAAAAUAUAUUCUUAAAUUUCAAAA